Molecule: messenger RNA, 1092 nt
Organism: Lasiosphaeria miniovina
Lineage: Eukaryota; Fungi; Ascomycota; Sordariomycetes; Sordariales; Lasiosphaeriaceae
Exons: 5
Coding region: 1-1092 (363 amino acids)
Source: RefSeq, a predicted model, not a curated record
AUGGAGGCCACUCUAGAUCCUGCAUCGCUUGUCUGCCAGGCCGACUGGGAAACGGUUUUCUCGCCACGGAGUUGGGAGGCGCUGCUUGGGGCCGCAACAGCUUCGGAUGGAAUCCAACCCCACAUCAAGCAGUUUUGUUAUACGACAACUUGGGAGGCGGUUCACGCGGCUGCGAAGCAAGGCUGCAACUGGUGCCAUCUGAUCCUCCUUCGGAAGUGUACCACGGGGAAGAGCUGCAUCCUCUACACCACAGCCUGCGAUCUAGCAGCCAAGUACAUCGCAGCGCGGGAACGCAUCACAGAUGUCUCAACACCUGAGAGCUGCCCCCAACCUAGCGCGACCACGCUCCUUCCGGACUGCGUGAUCGACUGCUCGGAUACGAACAACCCUCGCCUCACGCUCACCGGUGGGGAGCAACGCACCCCCUACCUCGCUCUGAGCUACCAUUACCCUCUCCAUCCUCCCGCCCACGUCAGCAACGGCAUUCCCCUCUCCAUCCUCCCGCCCACCGUCCGCGACGCCAUCACCGACUCGGAAGCCGACAAGGCCCACCAGCUUGGCGAGACAGGCUUGGUGAGCAUCGUGUUCAUGUACACGCUCCGGCAGAUCUCGCGCGAGGACGAUAAGCUCCCGGCGGUGGGCGGUGUGGCAGAGCAGUAUGCGAGCGUGACGGGCGAUCAGUACUUGGCUAGGCUGUGGAGGGGAAGCUUGUUGUUCGAUCUGCUUUGGAGCGUGGCGGACGAAGCACCGUUUAGCGAGGUGAGGUGUGCGUCGUUGCGGAUUAGGGCCUUGGUGAAGACGGAGGUUGCAUUCCAGGGCAAGGGCUUGUACGGUCCAAUUUUGGCGGGUAGAGGUGAUGAGGACAAGGAAGAGAUUGGCAUCGCCAAAUUGGAUGCGGACGAGCCGAGGUCAGGCGACAUGGUUGUUGUUCCGCUCAUGUGGGACGCUCAGGGAUCGUUUGUCUGGGGCCUGGUUUUGGAGUGGAUGCCGACGAAGCAGUUCAGGAGGAUCAGCAAGUUUGAAAAUAGUCAUAGGCAAAAGCGGGUUGAGUGGGUGAAUGGACUGGAGGCACAGGUGUUAGAUAUCGUAUGA